GUCAGUGGGGACAAAGAAAGCGUGUGGAUCACAUGAUCAUAUAGGCAAAGAGUAUAAAUAAAGCACACUCUGAGAUAGAAAAGAGCACAGCCCAAUAAGAACGUCAAGUAAAGACACACUGUGACCAUGGCCAACACAAGAGGAAUUUCACACACUGGUAUGUGGAAGAGUUUCGGUAAAAUAUCCCCAUCUAAUGUGUGGGUUCUAAUGCCUGGUGACUGCAAAUAAUUCUGGGGUAAAGUAAAGACAUCUGGAUAAGUCUACAUUUAUAGCAAGAUGGAAGAAAUAGCAAAUGCAGGGCUAUUCAUUAAACUCAGAAUUUUUGAGAAUUGAAAUGGAGAAACGGAGGCAAGUGUAGCUAAUCUUGAAAAUUCUCCACCUCAACAACUUGGCUAUUUUUGCCUACUAUUUUAGCAAACUAAUUCACAGGGGUUAGUGCAUAAAUGUAUCAAAGUUGAAUUACAUAAUUUUUAUUACAAUAUAUAUUUAUAUAUAUUUACAUUUUUCAAAAAUCAACUUCACCUGUGAUUUUUAAAAUGCUGAAAAAUGGAUAAAUUGUAUAUGUUUCAAAAAAAACAAAAAAACAAAGAAAAUCAGAAUAAAUGUUUUUGGAAAGAAAGUGCCUCUUUGGGCUAAAAGUUAAUAUAUCAAAGUUACCACAUUACCACCAGUUUAUUGAUGUUUCUGUUGAUAAAAUCAACAUCUCUUAAAUGUUUAAGACUUUUUGUCGUAAUCACUUUUGCUGGUUGUACAUGUUACAUAUUUUAUUUUGAAAUUCUUUGACAAACAAACAGAUCAGUGUUUUAUUUUUGGAUACAAUGUUAAGUGAUCAAAAAUGAAGUGAACAAUUAUCUAAAUCAAAAGUAGUCCCUUAAAACGUAAUAAUGAAUGACAAACUGUUAUCAUAAGGACUUUUAAGAUGUUUAAGCCAUUUAUAUUUUAUCGGUGUAUGAUAGAGGUUUAUGUAGUCAUCACUUGCUUGACACUCUGGGAGGCCAUUAACAGUUCUGAUGGAUUUUAAAAUGUUAUUGUUGCCUUUAUGCAAAAUUUGGAACAUCUUUAAUUUACAUGCUACUGAAUACAGUAAAAAUGUGUUAUUAUUGGAACAUAACCUUUGAUGAAAUUAAAUAACCUAAUGUGUUUUUUGCUAUAACAGUCUUUUAUCUUUUUAUCUUAACAGAAAUGUUAUGAAAUGAAAUAGAGACAGGAGCAUAAUAAUUUAUAACAAACACAUGGUUAGACUGAAUAAGAACAUUAAACUGUUGUAUUUAGUAUUUACCACCAAGUUCUGAAAGAAAAACUCUAAAAAAUAUAUAAUCUCAAAGAAUUCUAGAAGUUGCACAUGACAACACAAAAACUCACAAUCUGCUAAGCUUAACAAGGACCUCACUGGGCAUGGUGUCUACUGACGUCUGCAUGUCAUGUGGAUGACCUCGAUCUUCAUAAGUGAUUGUAGAUUACUUUGACUUCCAUGUUGCUUUCCAUUUCUAUAUAAGUGUUUCUGAUGUUUUAAGUCAGCAGGAAAUUUGAUAACACAAAGUUGUUACAAUGGUUGACAAAAUACUACCAUUUAACCACCAUAGCCUUCACUUUGGAAUAAUGAAAUACAUUAUUUCUGUUUUGUUCUAACAGGUGUGAUAUUGCUAACACUUCUUAUAUCUGACAUAUUUGUGAUGAAAAUGAUGGUGUUCUCCUACCCUCUUUGCACUCCGGGAAGUUUCCAAUGCCAGGUUCUCAUCAGUGACCUAUUUGACCGGGCAGUCAGACUCUCACACUAUAUCCAAUCUCUCUCUACGGAAACGUUUGAAGAUUUUGUGAGUACUUUGUUGGUGGGAUCUUAUCUCACAAGGGCUUAUGACAAGUACGAUGAAGGUUCAGAAAAAGAGGCAGUGAAAGUGUGGUGGAAGAUGUAAAGUUAACCAGUAAAGAACAGUGUUGCAGAGCGUAGGUUAAAGAAAGCGAGAAAAAUUGCAUUGGUUCACAGUAUAAAAAGUAGUAGUAUAAUUUGACAGUAAUUAAUUGAACAUAUUAGUAGAGUGAUAUCAGUAGAGUGCCAUGAUUGGAAACCAGGACUUUCAAUAGGUCUUCUUGUCUAAUUUCUUGUUCAAAUAAUAUACCCAGACAGUUGCUUAUGUUGAGUAUAGAGAGUAAGUUGUGAAUUCACAUCAUAACUGCCCAUCUAGCAAUUCUGUUGAUAAAUUGGUGAAAAAUGUUUGUUACAGGAUCAACGCUAUUCUCAGGGGCGCCAUUUCAUAACAAAGUCCAUGAACAACUGCCAUACAUCUGCACUGCCUACACCAGAGGACAAGGACCAAGCAUUACAGAUAAAAGUAAGCAUACAGAUUGUGUAUUGAUUAUGGUUGUUUUUAUUAAACAGUAAUUAAAAGAAAAUAAUAAAUAAAACGACCGUUCAGUUUAACCAAAACAUCAUUGAAAGAUAAAUGAAAUCUCAAUUUAUCAUCUCUUUUGGAUCAUGUCUAUGCUUACUUUUUUAUAGCCAGAAUAGGAUUCACUCAAAAUUUGCCAAUCUACUGGAUAAAAUAUUCACCACCCAUGGGCUGCUACGAGGAAGAUGCUGCAUAGCUAAUCAUCCAUGCAUUUUGUGCUAUAUAUGAAUUUAAGUUGCAUGAUAAUUUGAUGAAGAUGCUAAGACAAUUGAAGUCAAUUGAUAUAUAGUUUUUUUUUCCAUAUGGUUAAAGGGACACUCUAAGUAAAACAACUUUAUCUUAAUAAAGCUGUUUUGGUCAUGCUCCUGCAGUCUCACUGCUCAACUCUCUAGACAUUCUCCUCCUCACACAACAUCCAUGGAAAAAAGGUUUAAUUUUUACAGCACAGUUUGCUUACUUUAUAAGUUCUUAUCUCCUGCUCUGUUAAUUGAACAACACACAUAAGCUGAAGUAGGCUCUAGCAGGUAAUUAACAAAGCAAGAGAUAGGACAUUCUAAAUUAAACAUACUGUGCAAUAAAGAAAGUGUAAAUAUUAAACCUCUCUUUACAGGAAAUGAAUACAGAGGCUGUGUAAGUCUCAGUCAGGGGAGUUGUGGCUACUUAAACAAAGCUAUGUAAAGCCUAAAUGGCAGAGAAUUAAGCAGUGGCACUGCAGGGGCAUGAUCUCUACAUCAAAACAAUUUUAAGAUUAAAUGGAAACUGCAAAUUGAAGUAGUCUGGGUGCUGUGACCCUUUUGCACUUAGUUCUGCAAUGUAAAACAUUGCAGUUCCAGAGAACCGCAAUGUUUACAUUGCAGCUCUAAGUCUACCCUCAGUGGUUGUCUACCAGACAGCCACUAGAAGGCUACCAGAAUCCGAACUGACUUUUGGUCUGUUAUUUGACGCUGGACGUCCUCACGGACCUCCAGCGUAAUUUCUUUCCCCAUAGAAAAGCAUUGAAUAAUGCUUUCCUAUUGGGAGGUCUAAUGCAAGUGCGGCCAUUGCCGCCAAUGCGCAUUAGGUCUCCCCCGCCAGCUGACGUCGGGGUGGGGAGGAACAUGGCAGAGCCUGACCCAGCACUGAGGGACAUCGGCGGUGGAUUAAGGUAAGUGGCUGAAUGUGUUUUAACCUUUUCUGCCCUGUGGGAGGGCGGGUGCGAGGGAGACCUUUUAAACCUAUAGUGCCAGGAAAACGGAUUUGUUUCCUGGCAUUAUAGGAUCCCUUUAAUUCACUGGCACUGCUGAAAACAGGAACCCAUUUACUAAUAGUGUUCGACCAUGAUAUUUUCAUCCAUAUAUAUGAAAUGAUUGACAACAUUAAAAAAACAAACAUAACUACAAAGUUGAUAUUGAUUAAAUAUUUUGUUGCACAGGAGGUAUGCAAGCAUUACAUGUUUAGAUUAAUAGGACACAAAAUCAUUGCAUUCGGAAUACUGCUUUGUAUGCCUAACAUUAAAGUAUUUCUUUAACACUUGUGGUCUUAUUUAUACACCACACUGUUUUAUUUCUGAUUGGGCAGCAUGAAAAUCUGAUGAGUAUUGUGCAAACGUUAUUACGCUCCUGGAACAAGCCUCUUGAACACUUGGUCUUGGAGGUCCCAGAUAAUAUUGCCAGGAAAGUGAAAGAAAUUGAGGAACAAUCCAAAUCCCUGCAGGGAGGAAUAGACAGAAUCGCGAGCAGGGUAAGUAGUCGCAUAACUCUGCAAAAGGAAUGACUGCUACAGGUAGAAAAACAUAUUGUAUAUAUCUCAAUUAUAAAUACUGUGCAUACUAUUUACCUUUCAAUUGAUUUAUUAAUUGCUCUAUGCAAGUGCCAGUAAACAUCAUUUUCAGUAUUAUUGGUAGCUACACUCUUUAAACAUGCUUGAAUAAGAUUUUUAUGUCAGUUGUGUUUAAACAAUAUGGGUUGUGUUGGUCUUUAGUUCAGUUUAGCUCAGGCUAGUUUUAAAGAGGCACUGUCAACCCCCACACACCCUGCAAAAUGGGUUUCACAAAAAUAAAUUAUUUAUUAAAUUUAUUUAUUUUUCACUGAAAUCCCAACCCAGUCAAAACAUAUACUGAGACAAAGUAGGGACUACCUUGUCUCAGUAUUUUUCCUACAAUUGACCUUGGGCAGAGCUACCACCGUCAAGAAGUGUCAGUUCCCCAGCCGUCACCAGUGACAGCCGCAAGGAAAUGGGUCUAUAUGUGGAGGAUCCCGUGAUCUCACAGGAUCAUCCAUACAUGCCAUACUCUUACAGACUGCAAUGCUGUACAGAAGUGACAUCAACCCCUAGUGCUGAAUCGCCAGGAGCAGAAGACUUGUUGGAAUGGUGUUGCCCACAAUGGACAGGUUCAGAUAAGCAGAACUCAUAUUUCCCUGCCCCCCAGCUACCAGACCUUCAGCAGUGAUGUCACUGUCAGGGGUCUUUGCAAAUUAUGCGUUUCCAGAUGGUGAUAGUUCUGUCUAAAGUCUAUGGAUAAAAUACAUGGUAACUGAUCUACAGUAUGAAGGCACUUUCAAACUGUGCAGUGAACUCAAACCCUGAGUUAGGACCCUAGAAUGGGUCCCUAUGACAUUUCAGUGGAUCCCCUACUGGUAGGAACAGGCACCUGUUCACAAUCAGUUGUUCAUUGCAUUAUUGAAAUCACCACUGCAGUUGUGUGAGUUUAAUUCAUAUUUUCUUUUUUUUUUAUAUUUUCUUCUUAAGUCAAUUAAAUUAAGCUUGAAGUACAAGUCAUUGAGAUAGUUUCCACUGGGAAAUGGGUUGCCAUCCAGUGCCAUGUAGAUAAUUCUGGCCCCCGGCACAGGAAAAAGUAGUGAAUUCAGUUGAAUUUUCUAGACUCCAUCAAUCUGAAUGAGAAUUCCACUACUUAACUCAUUAUCUAGUCAAGAGAGUCCAUAGAUCAGAGAUAGCUCAUCUUAAUUACCUUGAUGUUUACUUUCAAGGGAAUAUUUCACAGUAGAAAAAAAAAUAUAUGCUUUUGUUAAGGAAUGGAAUCACCAAUACAAACACACAAUAUAAUGUAAGCCUAAUAACAUGUGAAAAUGUAUACAGGUAUAUUUAUAUAUCAUAUAAACUAUGCAUAUAUAAACUGGCCUUACUAAUAUAACCUCAAAACACUAUUCCUUUCACAGUGUUGAGCAUUAGGCUUUCAAAGGUUUGAUCACUUGUGGCAAACAAUAGUAUUUAUCACAACCCAAUCAUGUUAUAGAAUUAGAAAAUACCAAGAAGGCAGACUAAUUUUUUUUUUUUUCAGAUGCAAACUAAUCUGGAAGCUGACGUUUACCCCCCAUGGUUUGGGCCCGUGGAUACUGCUGUACCCAAUGGAGAAUCACAGCUCUUCUCGGUCUACCACCUCCUGCAUUGUUUCCGAAGAGAUUCUAACAAGAUAGACAACUACUUGAAGAUCCUUCGCUGCCGCAUGAUUCAUGCAAACAACUGCUAGGCUAUAAUCAUGACUCGACAACUAUGACACCUCACUACAAAAUAUAUGAGCCUAGAAUUUAGAAUGUGCUUCAAUUAGAUAAUUUCAACAUGUCCAGAAAAGAAUACCCUAAAUGAUUUUAUGUAAAGCUUAGAAAAAUCUAAAAUCUAGAAGUGCAGUACCCAACCUUUGUAAUAGCUCAAAGUUGGAGUGCCAUGUUGCCCAAAUCGGACAACUUUACAAUACAUGCAGAAUGUUCUAGGUUCUGGCCACCCUCGAGAAGAGUGCUUACAAAGAUGUCUACAGCAAGAAAUAGAUGUAAAAUUAUUUCACAAUAAGUUAAUUUAAGUUAUAUCUUUCUGCUGAUGUUCUAAAUAUGCUUCAAUUUGUACAACAAAUAAAUGUUAUUGGAAGCAAUAAAUUCCAUGCAUUAAUACACUU
Molecule: messenger RNA, 6273 nt
Organism: Pelobates cultripes (western spadefoot toad)
Lineage: Eukaryota; Metazoa; Chordata; Amphibia; Anura; Pelobatidae
Source: the annotation of a GenBank genome assembly